CACGACGUCACAGGAAGUUGAUCUAAAAGCUAGCAGAUUUCAAACUGAGCGGCGGGUAGAAAAGACGACGCUUAAAAACAACCCAGACCCACAUUAAGGACUAAACAAACAAAAAAACUAGAAAAAUGACGAGUACACUAAAGGGAAUUACACUAAAGGGGAGCGCUGAGCUUGUGGCCGAGUUUUUUUCAUUCGGAAUCAACAGUAUUUUGUACCAGCGUGGCAUCUAUCCCCCGGAGACGUUCAGUCGAGUCACCCAGUAUGACAUGAGCCUGCAACUCACCACGGACACCAACCUAAAUAACUACCUGACUAAAGUAGUAGCUCAGCUCAAAGAGUGGCUCUUUGACUGCACCGUACAGAAGCUGGUGUUGGUGAUCACCUGUCUGGAGACCAACGAAGUGCUGGAGAGAUGGCAGUUUGACAUUGAGUGUGACAAGACGGUCAAACAAAGCAGCGCCCCCAGGGAGAAGUCUAUUAAGGUGAUCCAGGAUGAGAUCCGCUCGGUCAUCCGACAGGUCACCGCCACGGUCACCUUCCUGCCUCUGCUGGAGACGGCAUGUGCUUUCGACCUGCUUGUGUACACCGACAAGGACCUGGAGGUGCCCGAGAAGUGGGAGGAGUCGGGUCCGCAAAUCAUCGACCAAUCGGAGGAGGUGCGCUUGCGCUCCUUCACCACCUCCAUCCACAAAGUCAGCAGCAUGGUGGCCUACAAGAGGACCGACUCAGCCUAGCCCACACCCACAAGACCUCUGGAUAUCCAACCCACACCCACAAGACCUCUGGAUAUCCAACCCACACCCACAAGACCUCUGGAUAUCCAACCCACACCCACAGGACUUCUGGAUAUAGUUCCUUGUCUGUCACCGUUGCAUGCUGUGGGUAGAGAAACGAUGGUAGCUUUUACCCUUCAGUCUGGCCUGUUUCCUGAAGAGUCACAUGGUACAAUGGUGGAUAUAUAUGCAACAACGCCCUUCUUGGGGGUCUGUUGUAUUCAGUAUGCAGCCCCUGGUAUUAGGAUGCUAGCAGUUUGUGGAGCAAAAGAUGUAGUGCAGCACUGCUAAAUCAAAUGCAACCUGAAUGAUUUUUUACACUGUCCUGUUUUUCUACCUGUGCAGUUUCAUGUGUGUCUGCUGUUGUUUUUCCUGAUGCUACUGGGGCUGUUUAGGCACCCCGGUUCUCUGCAUUGAUGUAAAUGUCGCCUGUUAAAAUGGGGACUGAUCCAUUUGAAAUUAUUUUCUUUUUCUCUUUCAAUGUGUUUUCUUUUUGUCUGUCUUGCGUCAUGUGAGUUGACAAGUAUGUGUUGUUUUAGAUUCCUGCUAAAACGACAAAUAAAUGGGCUCUUUUGA
Molecule: messenger RNA, 1349 nt
Organism: Osmerus eperlanus (European smelt)
Lineage: Eukaryota; Metazoa; Chordata; Actinopteri; Osmeriformes; Osmeridae
Gene: mad2l1
Product: MAD2 mitotic arrest deficient-like 1 (yeast)
Exons: 5
Coding region: 126-734 (202 amino acids)
Biological process (GO): mitotic spindle assembly checkpoint signaling
Cellular component (GO): nucleoplasm; kinetochore; cytoplasm
Source: RefSeq, a predicted model, not a curated record